Messenger RNA from Rhopilema esculentum, 1077 nucleotides. Lineage: Eukaryota; Metazoa; Cnidaria; Scyphozoa; Rhizostomeae; Rhizostomatidae. The record is from RefSeq and is a predicted model, not a curated record.
AUGGUGUUCCGUGGCAAAAUCAACUCAAAAACGAGAGCCUAUGCAUAUUAUUUGCGAGUUGAAGGCUCUUUAUCAUAUCGAGAAAUUUCGAAAAAAUGUCAUAUAUCGCCGUCAAGUGUUGUUUGCAUAUGCAAGGAAGCUUUGGCCAUAAAAAAGCAAAAAAAGACAACGGGCCGACCACCAAUUAUGAGCAGAAGAGAAAAGCAGCGAUUCAUAAGGACAUUCCAGCAGCUAAGGAAUGAAAAUGCCAACGUAACUGUACAUGAUGUUGCAAAAGAAUGCAGUGUAACCAAAGUCAGUUACAGAACCCUGGUGCGAUUAAUGAACGAAAAUGGAUAUAGAUGCUUACAACCACAACAAAAAGGUUUGCUGUCAGAAAAAGACAGAAGGAGGAGGCAAUGUUAUACCAGGCAAGCAAUUCAAAAAUAUGAUCGGAAAUUCUGGACAGACGACGUCCUUCUCUAUUUGGAUGGUGUUUCUUUCGUUCACAAACGUAACCCCUAUAGAGACGCUUUGACGCCAAAAGGGAGAAUUUGGAGAAGAUCCAAUGAAGCUCUCAAGCACACCACAAAGGGGUCCAAAAGCUUACCUGAAGGGCAGAGACUCCAUCUUCUAGUUGGUGUUGGGUUCACAAAUGGCGUUGUCAUUGCAGAAGAAUAUCAAAAAUUCAAGGCAGAAUGGUUUGCAAGAUUUGUUCACAAAACUUUACAUCCUACACUAAUUGAAAUCAAAUCAAAGGAGAAAGAAAAGCUAUUUUUUUUAAUGGACAAUGAUCCAAAUCAGAGGAGCAAACUCGCUACCGAUGCGUUACACGAUGUAGGGGCAGAGCUCAUAGAAAUACCCCCAAGAUCACCCGAUUUGAAUCCGAUUGAAAAUAUUUUCAACAAGGUUAAGUCUCAGUUGGUAAAAGUCUCAUUAUAUUUGAAGAUCGAAAAAGAGAGUUUCGAAGAAUUCUGUGUUAGGGUUUUGCAGACACUUUUCAAUUUCGAUUCCUCCAUCAUCGAUCGUACGGUAGCAACGAUGCAUGAUCGUCUUAAAAUUAUAGCCAAAAAUGGAGGGUAUCGAACCAAGUAUUGA